AGAAAGAGAGAGAGAGGAUCUGUGAUUUCGCGCCGAGAGGAUAUCCUGCCUUGUACCUUUUCGCAAUUAGUUCCGUCGAUAAACAAAUCAUAAAGCAGUCUGUAACACUUGUUCCCUUAUCUUUUUUUGCAAAGUGAUUUAUUUUUCCAGGCGGCGUCUUGAUAAAAUACACGGGACCGAAGUGAUUCAACAGUAUCUAUCCAGUCUGAUGAGAAGAAAUACGUAGAGAUCAUAUUAAAUUCUAAAAGGACUCAGUUUUCGCGUAUUAAGAAUAAGCCCAUCAGAAUCUUUUCGGAAUUAUUUGUAAAACAACAUGUUCAAGAAGAAGCCUAAAGAAAUACCAGAACUGAAACCGAAUGAAAAAGUGACUCGUACUGUGGUAACAGAGACAGUCGAAAAAACAGGUGGGGUACAAACAACUAGAACUACAAUCACAUGCAGCGAAGCUAAUUUAGAUUCAGCUUUCAAAAGACUAAAUCUCGAUCCUGAAAAGUUUCACUCUGGUGGAACACAAGUCACCAAAAGGAUAGUCUACACCAACAGUUCUGGAGCUAAAGAAGUGCUAGAAGAAACGGUUGAAGACUAUGAAUGAUCCCGACAAAUUAAAAAGUGCCCAGGCUAAAAAAGAAGAGGACAAAUCCUUUCUAAAGAAGCUGGGUUUGAGUGGCAGCAAAUCUUCAGCUACACCAACGAAGACUUCUACCCCAGCUGGAAAUUCCACAAAAAAUGAGAAUAAAGCACAUACAGUAGUCGCAAAGCCAGGGAAAUUCGAAGACGAAUGUUUACGAGCUCAUAAUGAGUACAGAGCUAAACAUGGUGUGCCAAGUUUAACACUUUCCAAAGAGAUUUGCUCUUAUGCCAAAGAAUGGGCAGAUCACCUUGCAGCAACGGAUCGUUUCGAACACAGGAGAGAAAGAAAAUACGGAGAGAAUAUUUUUAUGAAAUGGAGCUCAGACCCCAACCACGUAGUGGCAGGUAAUGAAGCUGUAGACAGCUGGUAUAGUGAGAUAAAAGAUCAUACAUUUGGUGUAGAGCCUCGGAGUCUUAAAUCAGGUCAUUUUACGCAAGUGAUAUGGAAAGAAAGCAAGCACAUGGGUGUUGCUUGGGCAAGAAGCAAAAGUGGAAAAAUUCUCGUCGUUGCCAAUUAUGAUCCAGCAGGAAACUUUAUUGGAAAGUUUUCCGAGAAUGUUCCGCCACCAAAAAUGUGUCCCCAAAAGGAGGUAUCACAGCAAUCAAGACAACCAGAGACACCCACAACAUCACAAGACAACCCUAGUAUUACUGCAAUUAACAUGAUACAUGAUAAAUCUUCAAGUUCACUCCAAAGGAUUUCAGUUCUUCGGUUCGGCAAGAUGAUGAGCAGUGUCACUUAUAGUUCAGGAUUUCGUUCUCAGUACGGAAACCUCUUAAAUGUCUCAAAUCAUCUUUAUACUGAACAGAAAUCCGAUUUGAUUGAAAAAGGCGAUGAUUUUGCGCUAGAAUGUCUUCGAAGUCAUAAUCGUUAUAGAGCUCAACAUGGUUGCCCUCCAUUACACCUUUCUGCUGAGGUUUCAGCAUUCUCGCAAGAGUGGGCGGACAAACUUGCGAGGGAAGAUCGAAUGUACCACAGUCAUAACCCAAAAUAUGGAGAAAAUUUAUUUGUCACUUAUAUGAGCGACAACUCCCGUCCUAUGGCUAAAGGAACUGAAGUGGUAGAUUCGUGGUAUUCAGAGCAUGUAUUUUAUCCCUACAGUGGACAGGUUACGAGAGAAAUAGUCAUGAAAGCAGGUCAUUUCACUCAAGUCAUAUGGAGGAACAGCAAAGAAAUGGGCAUCGGGAAAGCUGUAAGCAGAAGAAACAGGAUUUAUGUAGUGGCCAACUACUAUCCAGCAGGAAACGUUCUAAAUAAGUUCACAGAUAAUGUUCCACGAAAGAUGCAUACCAGCUACGACAGCAGAAGAUACUCCAGGAGAAUAUUUACAAGAACACUCGACUUUCAGCAUCAAGUCUCAUAUCAUAAUUAGUAUCUUAUCAUCAAGUUUGAAUAAUUUUAUAUAUUCUAAUAUACGGGUUCCUUCACUAAUUCUGGAGAUAAUAUUUGAUAAGACAUAAAUUACCACAGUUUCCGAAUUAAAACUCAUUUUGUGUUUAGAUAUAAAGCAAAAAGCUUGAAUUUUUAUCAAACAAAACCUGAAAUAUCUGUAGCUGAAACGUACUUUAGAGAACAUUCUUAAAAACUGCUGUUAUGCUUUAGUUGCGCAUCUUCAGAAUAAUCCCUCACAGGAGACAAAAACUUGGUUUUACUUAAUGUAAUCAAAAUAUAGUGUAACUUACGAUCCCCAAUAGCGAACGCUACAUCCUUAUUCAUUACUAAAUACAAUACUUCCUUUUUAUAUAUCCAUCAAAUGUGCAGAUGUUUCAAAGAGAUUGCACAACUGAAUGAUUCGUCAGAGACUCAAGCUUCCAAUCUAAGAAAUGAAAUGAAUAAUACAACUGGUUAUAGACUGCAAAUAAAUUUGAGCAUGGGCCACCAUUUUAUAAAAAUAUUCAAAAUUGUGAUUGCAACAAAGAAAAUUCCAGUUAGUAUGUUAGUUCUCACCCCAUUAAAGGUCUUUUAAAAUAAUCUAGUUCUAUAAUAUGCAGUAUUGACCUAAAUAAACUGUUAUAAUUUUAUAAUAAGCUAUUUUUACCUAACAUGAAAAGGGCAGAGUUAUCAGUUAAAAAAGACAUAUCUAAAUUACACUGGAUAUAACAUUUGAAAUUUUAACAUUUCAAUAAAUGGGAAAAUGAAAUGAAACCUAUGCUCCUACCUAAUGUUUGUCUUAAAGAAAAUUAUCAUAGAAAUUUGCAUUAGAAUAUUUACGCACAUAGCUGACGUUAGCAAUGUUAAUAAUAUUGUAACGUAAGUACGGGUUCGUAAUGCAUUGAAUGCAUACACAACCGAUGAAAGCUUGAUGAAAUUUUAUUAAUAAACCCCUUACCAUUCUGGAACUUUUCACAGAAAACUACUCGUACAGCUCUUUUAAAGUAUGACAGGACACAGUCAGUCGUUACCACUUCAGACUACUAAAAACGUUGAAAACAAGACAGUGUAAAGCAGAUCAAAAAGCAAAAAACCCGUACGGUGAUUUUUCAAUAAUCUGAAGUCAAUGCUCUGAACUAAACUGAAAACUGAUGUCCAUAUACAACUCAUUCUCAUAUAUAAAUUUCCCUCGUCUGCCGAGAAAUUUCCAGUACCUUCGAUUUCUCAAAAUUUUUGGAAGGAAUACACAGUCGGACGAGUUACAGUUACAUAGGGAUCGAAACAAACGUUGCCAAAUGAACGCCAUUUUGGCGACUUCUGGCAAUUUCUCGCCAAAUUUGGCGUUACAAAUUAAUUGCCAUAGCCAUCGUCAGAUUGCUGCUAUCAUGCCAAUUUGGUAAGAGGGACAUUUACCGCCUUGUAACCCUAUUUUUCCGAUGAUGCUUCGCAUUUUUAGGCCUUUCAUGUUACAUUAUACAAGAUACAGUAGAACUCCAAUUAUCGGAAUCAAUGCGAACUGGCUCCUAUUCGGAUAAUCAAAAAUUCGAAAAAUUGGAUUUUUCCAGAAGAAAAGUCUACGUACACUUUAAUUAAUUACUGUACGUUGAAAAUUGGAGGAAAAAAAACUAUUUUUUAAGAAAAAGAGGUUUCAAUUAAUUAAAAUGAAAAAGGCAACACUUUUACAUACAUGUUAUAUAACGUACUGUACAGUACUUACAAUUGCUGAAAGUCAUUGCUUACUGAAUAUCUCGGUCAAAGUAGGCUGUUUGACUGUGUUCACCCAUUUUCGGGCAGCCAAGUCAAAGAAAGUCUAUGACAAUGAGAAGUUGCAUGUGGUCACACUCGAGCUGACACUCCAUCCACUUCAACGCAGUUCCAAGGCUGUCAAACGCUUCACUAGUUGAUGGUCCAGUGUCUGCUUCAACUUCGACAUUAGGGUCAUCAUCUUCCUCAACAUUUCUUCUCUCACACUCUCAAUGAGUUCAUCAUCAUUUAGAAUUUGAAACUCAGAGUCACACACCAUCCAUUCUGCUGUAUCCUCAGCACUAACUUCUGAACAUCCAGGUAUUUUAAAACGAAUAUUUCUUAAUUCCUCAACUGACACAUCAUCCUCGUCUUCUCCUGUCUCUUCCUUUUCCUUUUCUUGAGCUUUUUUUCCUUUUUCUCCUUUUCCUUCUAUUCUUCAGCUGAUUCUGAAAAAUUCUGAAAGCGAUUCGGAUAGUCGGAGUUCGGAUAAUUGGAGUUGUACUAUACUACAAUUCACGUAUAAUUUCACUAAUAUUAUUUCCCUGUAUACGAAAUUCGUAACAGUUAAUCUUUAGCAAUACUCAUGAUUAAUUCACAGUAAUUCGGUUAGUUUUGAACUUAUAAGUCUCCUCCCUUUUUAAUAAAGGCGAGCACUAAUUUAAUUGAGAAAAGUAGUUUUAUAAUUGACAUUUAUUUCUCCGUUUGAUCUUCAUAAAAUUUUAAGUUUCACAUAUUUUUAUUAAAACGUAUUGUGCGAUUAAAAUUAUUAUUAAAAGAAAUAUAAUCUGAAAAUCGAAUCUUAUUUAUUUUUUAGUAAAUUUAAGCUAUAGAUUAAACUUUAUAUAUUUAGUCCUUAUCUAUUUGAAACAUCCUGCAUAUCUAUAUUCUUAGAAAUGCUUCUAAGGGGGAAAAAUUAUCUUAUCGUUCUUGAAAUAAAUAUAUUUGCUGUACUUAAUUUUAAAAAAAAUAUAUAAAAUACAUUUGAAAAAGUUACAGUAAUCAUGCUUCAUGAAGUUUUAGUUUUUUGUACAUAUCUCGUAGCAGUUCAAUGAAAUUCUGAUUGGGAAAUGUUGGAAUACAAUGAUGAUACAUUUUGGACCACCGUUAUUUAUUAAUUUUUAUAGUGUAUACUUAUUUUUCCAUAUGAUAUACCUCAUAAUUUUUUACCGCAAAGUUAUUUUGCAUAUAAUUUAUAUAAUAGUAUUUAUUAAUUGAGAGUUUUCUGUGGACGAUAUGUUUUCAAUGCUGUAUUUUUGCAUGACUGUGCUGAUAAGAGAAAAACAAUUUUCCCGUUUUUUUUUUUUUUUUUUCCUUCCAUUGUGUUCACCAACAGUCUUAGAGGAUCUGCGUGAAUGUGAAUGUAAUGUGGGUAAAAUUAAAUAAAAGCCUCUAAAUUGAGGUUUCUAGUUUAAUUAGUUUGUUGUUGUUAUAUGUUAGAAUUUAUAAGCUACUCACACUGCCAUGAGAAGAUUUAUGUUUGAAUUGUAUUCCGUUGUAAUCGAAGAAAUGUUUAUAUUCUAAUAAAUUACUUUGUUUGUUUUAGA
This is a messenger RNA of Stegodyphus dumicola, 5292 nucleotides long. RefSeq lists its product as uncharacterized. NCBI's taxonomy places the organism in Eukaryota, Metazoa, Arthropoda, Arachnida, Araneae, Eresidae. Gene Ontology annotation, cellular component: extracellular region. The record is from RefSeq and is a predicted model, not a curated record.